AUGUCUUCCCAGCCACGACAAUACACAAGCGAACAAGUUAAGACAAGCUGGUCAAAUAAACCACUACACAUCAAGCUUGGCAUUUCAGAAGCAGAAAUGAACGCGCAUUUGGCUCUGCAAGCGCGCGUGCACGACUACGAGGAACGCGACAAGGAGAAAGCAAACGAACUGGAGCCCGAAGCAGAGCUAGAUACAGACUCACAUACCAGCGUCGAAGAAGAAAAGCUGGAAGGAAAGAGCGUAGUACAUGAAGAUGAGACGCACAGUGCGAGCGGCCAGAAUGACCGUGCGAGGAGGACUUCCGAAAAAGAUGAAACGGUGGUCGUUAUGGGCGGCGGCGGCCGCUGCGACUACUGGAGAAGGAAGUACAUCCAAUGGAGAUGGCAAAGGAAGUGA
Molecule: messenger RNA, 396 nt
Organism: Alternaria viburni
Lineage: Eukaryota; Fungi; Ascomycota; Dothideomycetes; Pleosporales; Pleosporaceae
Exons: 2
Coding region: 1-396 (131 amino acids)
Source: RefSeq, a predicted model, not a curated record